Andrographis paniculata is the source of this 1426-nucleotide messenger RNA. Its product is annotated as pirin-like protein. NCBI's taxonomy places the organism in Eukaryota, Viridiplantae, Streptophyta, Magnoliopsida, Lamiales, Acanthaceae. The record is from RefSeq and is a predicted model, not a curated record. The transcript has 7 exons. Bases 100 to 1089 code for a protein of 329 amino acids.
UUGAGCGAGCGUUGAAUCGGAAGCGAGAUUAUUCAUCGUCACCAAUCUCCGUGAUCUGAUCGACAACAGCCUGUUCUAUAUUAUCAUAUAUAUAUAUAUAUGAUCUCUGUAUGCAGAGAUUUUGUAUUGUUUAAUCUCCGUUCAAGUAAAAUCAAACAGGUUUCAGGAGUACUUCAACGGAGGAGCAUCGUCGCCAUGUCUGGAGCUUCUGGAGAUGGAAGGUUGGGGUUCGAGCAGCCGAGAUUAGUGGCGAAGAAGAUUCUCGCCAAAUCGCAGAGCGAAGGCGUCGGCGCAGUCGUCAGAAGAAGCAUUGGCAGGCCAGAGUUGAAAUCAUUAGAUCCUUUCCUCAUGCUAGAUGAAUUUGCUGUUUGCCCUCCUGCCGGAUUCCCUGACCAUCCACAUCGAGGUUUCGAGACUGUUACAUAUGUGCUGCAGGGGGGUAUUACUCAUCAAGAUUUCUCCGGGCACAAGGGCACGAUACAUGCCGGUGAAGUUCAGUGGAUGACGGCCGGGAGGGGCAUUGUGCACUCGGAAAUGCCUGCUGGAGAAGGCACACAUAAAGGCCUCCAGCUAUGGAUCAAUCUCUCUUCCAAGGAUAAAAUGAUGGAGGCUCGGUACCAAGAGCUGCUGAGCAACGAAAUCCCCAAGGCGGAGAAAGACGGGGUGGAAGUAAAAGUGAUCGCCGGCGAGGCAAUGGGGGCACAUUCUCCGGUUUACACACGCACCCCGACAAUGUACCUGGAUUUCACCCUCCAACCCAACUCCCAAUGCCACCAACCAAUCCCGGAGUCUUGGAAUGCCUUCGUGUACAUCCUCCAAGGGGAAGGCGUGUUCGGGGCACCUGAUGCGCAGCCUUGCGGCGCGCACCACAUGCUGGUUCUCGGCCCGGGAGAAGGGCUGAGUGCAUGGAACGGAUCGGAGGAGGCGGUGCGUUUCAUAUUGGUCGGGGGGCAGCCGAUCGGGGAGCCGGUGGUCCAGCACGGCCCCUUUGUGAUGAACACACAGGGGGAGAUUGACAGGACCAUUGAGGACUAUUACUAUGGGAGGAAUGGAUUCGAAAUGGCAAGAAAUUGGAGGUCGUCUAAAUGAUCAUUUUUUUGUCAAGAUAGAAUCGAUCGUUGCGGAUGCGCUGGCUGGCUGGCUGGCUACCAUCAAUAUAAUGUGGUAUGUAUCGUGCAUUGUUUUUGUUUUUUCAUUGACAUUAUUUUGUGUUUUGUGUUUGGGUUAAUAUGUCAUUUUCGGACAAAGAAAGGGGGGGAUUAUGUUGUCGGGUAAUGGAAACGGGGCUUCUAGAAGGUUGUUGGGGGGGGUGGUUACGCGUGGGGUUAGAAGAUGAUGGUGAAGGGGGAAGUGGUGAAUGUGAUGUUUAGUUGUUGGUUUCAUAUUUGGAAGUAGUCAUAAGUCAAUUCUUGUUUUUUUUUUUUAA